This is a messenger RNA of Naegleria lovaniensis, 576 nucleotides long. RefSeq lists its product as uncharacterized. Lineage: Eukaryota; Heterolobosea; Eutetramitea; Acrasida; Naegleriidae. The transcript has a single exon. Gene Ontology annotation, biological process: ribosomal large subunit biogenesis. Gene Ontology annotation, cellular component: nucleolus. The record is from RefSeq and is a predicted model, not a curated record. Bases 1 to 576 code for a protein of 191 amino acids.
AUGGUCAAACACAGAGGUCUUGCUAUCAAAGAACACCGAACAAAGACACAAAUCCGAAAGGAAAAGAAAAAGCAAAAGAGACAAUAUCAAUUAAAAAGUAGCACCGGAAAAGUAUGGCAACGUGAAUUGACACCAAAAUUCAACUAUGCUCGUGUCGGUUUGACUGCCAAUCCAAAUAUGGUUGAAGAGGAAGUGCAAGAAAUAAAGGAGACAUUACCCGUCGAGCAAGAGCCCCAGAAAUUGGAAGAAAUCAAGAGCAACAAACAACAAUUUAAAUCAAGAUUAUGUUAUAUUGUUCAUGAAUCGGAACGAAAAACGCUUCAAAAUUUGAUUGAUACCUACGGAGAUGAUUAUAAAGCCAUGGCGUGGGACACGGAACGAAAUUAUCUUCAAUGGACGCCAAAACAAUUAGAAAAGAAAAUUGCAAAAUAUCGAAAAUAUUUGGAACAAUUGGAAUUUGAGGCCAAGACGAAAACAGGUGUUAAAGGUCCAGUGCAACCAAAGAAGCAGUACAAACAUGCUCUCCGAGAGGGUGACAGAUAUCAAUAUCACAACGAAACUGACGUAUUUUUCUAA